AUGCUUAACAAGAUUGGUCUCACAAUUCAUUGGGACACAUUGAUGAACUUUCUUGACAAGCAGCUAGACAAGAAGACUGCACAUAUAACUUCACUGACACCAAAAGAACUUCCUUUGCUGCUUCUAAUGGAUAAUAUCAACAUAUACCGAGGUAACAAACAACAUCACAGAUUGUUUAAAGCCUAUGGUGAAAACAUGUGGAAUUUUACUAUAAGAGGUCUACUAAUACCCCGUCUAGAUAAUUUAGAAGAUUUGUUUGCGUGCAAGGAGACAGCCACACAGAGUCAAUGUGAUGUGACUGAAUUCACAUUCAAAGAUAUUUCCAUUGAGAAUAAUGGAGAACACUUUGAACUUUGGAACAGCGAUAAAGACAACUAUUUAACAGAACUGUUAAAGGAUGGUUUAUGUCCACGCACUGACAAAGCCCUGAAAGAUAUGUCUGAAUCAGACUGUAACCAUUGUCUGUCCACCAAAACGUACAAUGUCACAGAUGAUUUAAAGAUUUCCCCGAAAAGUAAUUGUGACACAUCUCUUUCAUGAAUUAAGUCAGACACUGUUAUUUUGCCUCUCUGUGUGGAAAAUAACAGCAACCUUACUGGAACAGGUGUAAUUUUGGAUCAGUUUGGAGAAGAAUUUUAUAUUCUGAAAGUCUCACAUGUGGAAAAUCUUCCUUUUGACAGUAAUUCCAAAUCUUUUUGUUUGAAGAAGGCAAGAGAUCAUACUGAAUUUAUGCUUAUGAUGAGUCAUCACAAGAAACAAAUGAGGCAGUAUGAUUCUCAACUUUCCAGUGCUGAGAACCAUGGGGCUAUGGUUUCCAAUGAAAGUGAAGAUGACUCAAGUGAUGAAGAUGAUAGUGAUAAAGAUGGUGAAAGUGAUGAGGAUGAGCCAGACAGUGGCAAUGUAGGAAUACCUAGACCUGAAACAACUGUCAAAAAUGUGCAAAAGGUGUUUCGUCGAGAAGACCAGGUUUUUAUCAGUACAUUUGAUUCAAUCAAAAAUAAACUUUGGAAUUCAAUUCAGUCGGAUACCCUGGAAGGAUUUGUGAAGGAGCUGUCAGACAACACACAGGUGAGACAUUUACGAGACCACCUUGGCCGUUCAAUAUUGCAUAUUGCAGUGGAAAAGCAGAAUAUAAAUCUUGUCGAUUGUCUACUUCAUGCUGGAUUUAAUCCAAAUGUAAAAGAGACAUGUGGCAUUACUCCUCUGCUAAUUGCAGUUACCUUGAAGAACAAGGCCACUUGUCAAUUGUUGGUGAAUAGUAGAGCUUGUUCAAGAGGACCACUCUUUACUAAUAUUCCAAGCCCACUAGCCAUUGCCCUGAAAAUAGAGUUGGCUGAGAUUGUUGAAAUUUUAAAUCCAUGUGUGUCUGAUGCUGAAGAUGAUGACAUAGCAGCAUAUGAUCCAAUUUUUUCACGAUCCACCAAUUUACCCAGAACACACAGUGAUAGUGUGGUGACUAAAAAUUUUCAGAGAGCCACUCCUGGAUUUAUUACUGGAGUUGUUGGUGAUGUUGGCACAUGUAAGACCAAUUGCGGUGUUAUUUCUCGAUCAACUGCCUACAACUUGGUGGGCAUCAUCCCAGGAGAUCUACAUACUGAAGGGUAUUUUGCAGAAUCCUGUUUUAAAGAGCAAGGCCCUGGUGGAUUUCAUUACCGGAUUGCCAAGGUCCUGAAAAGACCAAAGCUGACAGUGGAAGCAUUCAAGAAGAAGUUAGCUGAAGGUAAAUUGGAUCAAAUAAGAAAAGCAGUACGAGAUGGAGCAAGAGCAUAUGGUUUGGCAGCAGUAUUGGAAUUUAAAGAAUCAGAGUUGUACCCAACCGAAGCUGAGAUGUCCCAGUGGCUUCGAGCAACAGGCAGUCACUCUAAAUUGCUUCUUGAACACUUUAAACUCUGGCUUGAUCAUUCAAUAAGCACCAGUACUGCUUUCAAAUACAGAAGUCAGAUGUUCCUGUUUUACGGACCAAUGUUGGAGCUAUUUGAUUUAUCAACAAAACAUUGCUGGGGAAAAGCAAGAGAAACAACUUACAUUCUUCAGUUACCAGUUUAUGCUCAACUGAACUUUAGAAAUUAUUACUCAGAGUCUUUCCAACCAUGUGGUCAAUCUCCUUGGUAAAUGGCCACUUGCUUUCCGACAGCUUUUGGCGAACAAUUGCUCCAUCAACAUAUCUGGACGAAAGGGAUGUGGAAUUGAGCUUGAUGCUUUUGUGGAAGCAGAAAUUGUGCAACCCCUCAAAGUGUACAUGUCAGGUAUGAUUCAUGUAUUUUUUGUGCUUUUGUGCUGGUUUUGCCCUGUUUGUGUGUGUGUUAAACUUGUAUAAUUUUUUAAUAUUACCACAUGAUUAAUUCAUAUACAGAUUUUGUAGUGGCAGGUCUACACCCCCCGCCCAAUAUUUUGCACCACCUCAGAAAGUUUUCUCAGCCCACCUAGAGAAAUUUGCACUGUAAAUAACAGUAUACUGUGUUUGAAACAAGGAUGUUGAACUAAAUGAGAGCAUGAGACCAAAUAUUUCCUAUGGGAUUCACCCCCUUUGACACCAGAAUGUGCCUCCAGACCCACCUUGCUCGGCAGCACUAAGUGCCCCCUCACUCACACCCCCCUGAAUUUUCACAAUCCCCCAGAGCAAAAUCUGAAAUCCAUCUAUGGAUUAAUUGGCUGUAUUUCCCAACUUAAUUUGUUGUUUUUUUCAGGCCACACAUCAGUUAAGAUGUGCCAAAGGGUGAUGGGCUCUAUAGAUCUUUUUAAAGCAAGCAGGGGAGCAUACACUUCGAAGACGGGGUUUGACGAGCACACAACCACUCGACAUUCAGUCGCCGACCCCUUUGCUGACCAACUGAAAGGUGCCUGGUUCUGUUUACGAAAUGGUUUGUUGGAUCCUAAGAGAGAACCUGAAGAAAUCCCUUGCUGUUACCCAUUAGAUGGUCAAGGAAAACCUAGUGGUAAAGUGUCAAAGGCUUUUCUUGAUGUUACUGAGAAAGGAGUAAUAAAAAUUUCUCAAAACUUUAAGUUUAAGUUAUAUGAUUCAUUUCCUGAUUUGAGGUAUCAGCUUUUAACUGAUAAAUAA
Messenger RNA from Paramuricea clavata, 3061 nucleotides. NCBI's taxonomy places the organism in Eukaryota, Metazoa, Cnidaria, Anthozoa, Malacalcyonacea, Plexauridae. The record is from the annotation of a GenBank genome assembly.